This is a messenger RNA of Oncorhynchus nerka (sockeye salmon), 5034 nucleotides long. It is a transcript of the gene tmem87b, whose product is annotated as transmembrane protein 87B. Gene Ontology annotation, biological process: retrograde transport, endosome to Golgi. The record is from RefSeq and is a predicted model, not a curated record. The transcript is spliced from 19 exons. NCBI's taxonomy places the organism in Eukaryota, Metazoa, Chordata, Actinopteri, Salmoniformes, Salmonidae. Gene Ontology annotation, cellular component: membrane; Golgi apparatus. The coding region runs from base 169 to 1938 and encodes 589 amino acids.
AUUUGGCAGGGCUUAUUUUACUAGGAGAUGUAAAUAGCGGGGUGAUGGCAGCUCCAGAACCAGGACAGUGGAGAAUUACAGUUGUCAAUAUGAAUGUGGUACCUUCAGGCGUUUGGAAAUUGCUCCCAAGGAUGAACCAGACUUGUGGAGGUCUACAUUUCUUUUCUGAUGUCUUGGCUGAGUUCUUUUGAUUUUCCCAUGAUGUCAAGCAAAGAGGCACUGAGUUUGAAGACCUCAAGACCAUUGCUUUUGAGGAAAUCUAUGUAUAAAGACACUGAUAUCAAAUUGAAAGUUGUGUCCUUUGGAUGUCCAGAGGAGAUGACUUUUACCAUUCAAUGGUACUUGAAAUACUACCCCUGUCACAACGAGUUCAAUAAUAUUGAGGAAAUGUAUGAGAGGACGCCACUGAGUCGAGGACAGAGUAUGGAUCCUAACCCUCUAGGACAAGGGGAAUGCAUUGAGCACAAGCACAAGCCCUUGACCUGCAACAAUGACCUGCGAUACUUCCCAAUGCUAAAUAAAGCCAAGGUGGAACCACGGACAGUUGUCCCGCCCAUGGAAGGGGCAGCACCGGGUUCGGAUGAGAACUACACCAAAUGGACAAUGGAGGAGUACGACAAAGUCAGCGGUGUGAAGAAUUCCAGUGUGUCACUUAAAGAUGAUGUCAUUGCCACCACGUGGAAGGAUGGCCCCUAUCUGUUUGUGGUGGUGAUUAAAUCUAACAAACAGGAAGCCAACUGGAAUUUAACUGUAAACGUUGUAAUGAAAGGAACUCACGGCUACAUCUCCAUCACUGAAUGGCCUCUCAUGAUCUUCUACAUGGUGAUGUGUAUAGUGUACAUCCUGUACUCGUUACUCUGGUUCAUGUGGGCUGCCUGUUACUGGAAGGACUUACUGCGGAUCCAGUUCUGGAUAGCUGGAGUCAUCUUUCUGGGCAUGGUGGAGAAGGCUGUGUUCUGUGCCGAGUACGAGAACACCAACGGUGUCGGGGCAGCUUCUCCAGGCCUGUUGAUCUUUGCUGAGCUCAUUUCUGCCCUGAAGAGAACCCUGGCACGGCUGCUGGUCAUUAUUGUUAGUCUGGGAUAUGGUAUAGUCAAGCCUCGACUGGGUACUGUGAUGCACAGAGUGGUGGGACUAGGCGUCCUGUAUUUUGCCUUUGCUGCUAUCGAAGGUGUGCUUAGGAUCACUGGGGUAAGGAGUUUUCUUAAUUUUGCUCCAUUGAGCUUGCAUUCAAAAUGUGACAUUUCAGUUGUAGAUGCGCUGCUGUUUUUCCCUUGUGAGUUAUCGGAAUUACUUUCAAUAAAUGUAUAUUCACUAAAGGGUCGUGACAAUGGCCUUUCCCUCAUCACAAUCGUUGUUCUAGUUGUGAUGGACUCCUGUAUCAUCUGGUUCAUAUUUGUGAGCCUGGCUCAAACUAUAAAGACACUGAAGCUGAGGAGAAACCCAGUCAAACUGUCUCUCUACAGACACUUCACGAACACACUCAUCUUUGCCAUCAUAGCUUCAAUCAUUUUCAUGGUGUGGACGACAAAAAAAUUCCGGCUAGCAGAUUGUCAGUCGGACUGGAUGGAGCUGUGGGUAGAUGAUGCCUUCUGGAGGUUCCUCUUCUCCAUCAUACUACUGGUUAUCAUGUUCUUAUGGAGACCAUCUGCUAACAACCAGAGGUAUGCAUUCACUCCUCUGAUGGAUGACUCUGAUGAGGAGAUCGAGGACUUCCUGGUGUCAGCUAAUUUGGCUGACGGCAUAAAGUUGAGAGCAACCAACUCCAGGAUUGAGACAAACGGUUCUGCCAAGCCUUCAGGACCCAACCCGGAUGAAGACAUGAAAUGGGUGGAAGAGAACAUUCCUACCUCUUUAUCAGACGUAGCGUUGCCUGUCCUUCUCGACUCGGAUGAGGAAAUCAUGACCACAAAAUAUGAAAUGUCCAAGAUGGAGUAACAUGGGAAGUCUUCCUCCCACUCAUGGUGGAUGCAGAGCAUCUCUACCUCGGGUUCCUAAUGCAUGGCAUGGAAUAGACAGAUCAUCUGGAGCACGACACCUUUCCAAUCCUAGUCCUAGGGCUGUUUAGGCUGAGACUCAGACCUCUGAUCCUCUGUACAACACUACUGUGGCUUAACGCAACACCUCUGACUAUUCCUAUUCAUUGGGCAUCAAAUGGAAGAAAAUGGAUUAAAACGGGGAGGUACUACUUCAACUUGUCCAAUAAGAAAUACUUGUUUUAGUUUUCCUUUCCAGAGUGUUUGUUACGGUGUGCUCUAAUUUAUUCAACCGAAUAUGUGGGCAACAGAAAAUCUCACCUGCAAUACUCCUAUUCUGUGUGUCCCAAAUGGCACCCUGUUCUCUAUAUAGGGCACUGCUUUUGGCCAUGGCCCAUAAGGUUUUAUAUGGAGUAUGGUGCCUUUUGACCAUGGCCCAAAAGGUUUUAUAGGGAAUAUGGUGCCUUUUGACCAUGGCCCAAAAGGUUUUAUAGGAAAUAUGGUGCCUUUUGACCAUGGCCCAAAAGGUUUUAUAGGAAAUAUGGUGCCUUUUGACCAUGGCCCAAAAGGUUUUAUAGGGAAUAUGGUGCCUUUUGACCAUGGCCCAAAAGGUUUUAUAGGGAAUAUGGUGCCUUUUGACCAUGGCCCAAAAGGUUUUAUAGGGAAUAUGGUGCCUUUUGACCAUGGCCCAAAAGGUUUUAUAGGGAAUAUGGUGCCUUUUGACCAUGGCCCAAAAGGUUUUAUAGGAAAUAUGGUGCCUUUUGACCAUGGCCCAAAAGGUUUUAUAGGAAAUAUGGUGCCUUUUGACCAUGGCCCAAAAGGUUUUAUAGGAAAUAUGGUGCCUUUUGGGAUGUAACUUAUGAGACUUCUGUUCCAAAAAAAACAGCUUCACUUUGUUAAAUGCUGUAUGUAUUUAUUAACAAUUUUUUUCUCACUGAGCUUGACUUUAUAGGAGAAAGGAACAAGCUGGUAUAUUAUUUCAACACCAAUUGGACACACUGCAUAAUAACAUUACCAAUAUUAUUUUGAUAGUUGAUAACAUUCAGAGGUGUAUAGUAAACAUGAUUUAUUAUAUAUUUCACUAAGUGAAGCUUUAUUGUUUCCUAACCAAAGUAUAAUGUGAUGUGGGAGGGAUUGUGUGUUUUUGUCUAGGCUGGGACACAGGAUUCAUACGUGCAGUGUGUUACGCAGUACUAAACAGAAGUGUUCUUGAUAAUGUCAGUGUACAAUUGCAGGACUGGUCUGUUCAGGAGGAUGUAACAUUACAGAAUGUUUAGAUAGAAACACAAGGAAUAGAGCUGACAUGAUUCCCUAUUCUAUCUACUAUCAAUGUUCAGAAUGUUUACAUCACUGAAUGGACCCCUGAGGUUGGUAGAGGCAGUACUGUAAUUGAGGCUUACGUCAUUGAGGAGUUGUGUGUUUGAAUGGGAGUGGAGGGAAUCUUUAUCCUGGUUCCAGAUCAGCAACAAUGGCCAUAGGAGUUGGCAAGACGGCACAAACACAUCUGGGAUCAGGCUAGGAAGUCCUCUGUUUCCGCUAGUCAAAUAAAGAGCAAUAUUAUAUAUGACCGUGUAGGGUUUACUUACACUCCUCUAGUACCCUCCCUUUAUCUGUUUUACAUUGCUUGUGCACCAAAUGGUACCCUAUUCCCUAUAGCAGGGGUGCCAAGCUCAUUCCAUGUAAGGCUGAGUGUCUGAAGGUUUUAGGUUUUUUCCUUUCAAUUAAGACCUAGACAAUCAAGUACAAAGGAGGAGUGAAAACUCACAGAUGCUCAGCCUUCCAUAGAAUGAGUUUGUAAAGAGUGCCCUAUAUAGUGCACUACUUUUGACCAGAUCCCUGUGCGCCCUGGUAUAAAGUAGUGUGCACUAUAUAGGGGAUAGGGUGCUAUUUGGGACAAAAAUGGUUAUUUAUGUUUAAGUGUACUUACAACUUGCUAUAUUUAGUUUAGUUUACUCUAGGUACAUUUAUGGGGAUGUUGUUUUGUGUGAUAAGUUUUAAUAUUAUUUCUGAUUUGUUGUCAUCUGUCUAGCUUUUUCUAAAACUCUUUUUAAAGGACAAACUAUUGGAAAUGACUCUUGUCUCGUUGAUUAAUUAAUGCGUUUUGUUUUGCCGUUGAAACGGGGAUGUCUCUCUCCAUCUUAUGUUCUGUAAUGGUAUAACACUUUCAAAGUACAGAUUCUUUGUGCACCAUUUCUGUAACGGCAAUCGGUACUGGUGCCAGUUAGAUGGUGCCUGAAGUCUUCAGCUGUAUGGGGGGGGUGUGUUGUCUUGUGUGGACAUUCCCGUUUCCAAAUAGGAUGAUGUUGUAUUGGUCCAUGUUAUGCUCUGCAGCCUUCACCUAGGUUAGGGAGUUAUGAUUUCACUCACAACCUCAACUAUUUCCUAGGACCUGUCCAGAAACAUUCCCUACCCACUAGAUUGUCUUACAUCUGUCCAAUCCUUGCAUAGGUAGGGUGUAGUUGUCAGUUUGGGAAUCAGGCCCUAGUAUAUGUAGUGCUUUCCCUAACUUGUAUAAAUUCAUAUUAAGAUACUUCCUCUUACUCAGACCCUGACAUUCUUCUCUUUAUGAUCAUUGUUUCCCUCUUAUGUAGCCUACAACUGUAUGUCUGUCUCAGAGUUGAUUAUUUUCACUUAAGACUGGUUUUGUCUGACUGUUAGUGCUGUUAUUAUAUUAUUUACUGCCUGAUACCUUUUUUGGAAGGGUUAACAUCUUCAAAGCUAUGCUUGAACUUUUAAACACAGGGCCUGUGUUCAUAAAGCGUCGCAGUACGAGUGCUGAUCUAGGAUCAGUUUGACCUUCUAGAUCGUAAUGGACACCUGAUUCAGAUUGGCACGCCUACUUUGAGAUGCUUAGUAAUGUAGAUAUGGCUCCAGAUCAAUGUGGCUUGUUUGUGCUUUUUAUUUCUGUUGACAGAGCAGAGAGCGGGAGAGAACAGCACCAUGUUAUUAGUAUGCCAAACUAAAUCUGUAUUUAUGAUGUUUGUUGAAAAUCUUUGUUUUCUGAUCUAUUUCAAUACGAUGGUUAAUUUAAUUGUAAAUAAAAAUGUUUUACAAAUGA